GGAUAAACGCUGGUCACCCGUGCUGACGAGCGGCUACGACGGACGCAUGAAGUCCAAGGAGUGAGGUCCGGACAGUUCCAUGGCGCAUGGAUCCUGACAUUCUCAAUUGGCGAGGGGACGAACGCAGCCAAAGCCUCAAAAUGUUAUUCCUGUCGCCUCCCUUCUACAUCGCGAGACACAUGGUGUCUCAGUUCAAAGCCCGGCUGAGCGAGGCGAAGCAAGCCAGUAGCCCGCCGGCCUGCCCCGAGCACCAAGAGGUCAACUUCGAACGAGCCCUCGUGCGGGAUUUCAUCACCCAGCUCAGGGAGGUGGCCGGGGUGGCACAUGAGGACAUCCUGUGUGGGGUGCGAGUUCCAGACGAGCGGCACAGCUCCCGGCGUGACGUCAGCGUGAUCGUCUUCACGGGAUCUGGACUCUACUGCAUUGACCUGAAGACGUGGUCGGGUCUGGUGACGCCUCGCCAGGGUCACUGGGACAUCCAUGAUCCAAGGGGUGGCAGUUGGCUGGGCGGCGGCUACACGCCGUGUGUCGAUCCUGUGAAACUCAUCAAGCUGAAGAGCGAGCAACUGCGCAAGCACCUAAGCGGUCUCGGGGUGGAGCUCCACAAGGAGACCGUGCACGCCCGCCUGCUGCUGCUCAACCCGGCAUGCGAACUGCAGGUCCCCAGCACGGAGCUGAUCCCCAGCACGGAGCCUGAGCCGGUGGUGGUCCCGGCCGCGGAGGUGGCCGCUUUCGUCCGCUCGCUGCAACGUGGGUGGAUGGCGCGGGUUACCGACUCGCUCACGCCGCACUGGCUCAACGGGCGGCUGUCGGCGGAUGCUGUGCGGCGAGCGCGGGCCGGGCUGCGCGCCCUGGGCACCUGGGAUGUGCUGGAGCUGCAGGGUGGACGCCGCCUUCUGGGCGACUUCCACAGCUGCUCCCACCUCGGCAUGGAUCGCGCUCACAUCGAGACGCUGGAGUUCAAGCACCAGCACAGCACCAUCCUGGGCUAUCUGUGGGCGCUGCUCGGGUACAUGCCCACGGUGUCCGUGCAGAUGUAUGAACGUGGCACAGACGGCUGGGCGUGGCGCCCCUCGGCUGGCAUCACUGUGCUGCCCGCCAGCGCUGUUCUGACCUUCCGCGGCUGCGGGGAAGCUGCAGACUCACGUGUGCCCAUCACCCAUGUGAGCCGCGUGCUACUCAGCCAAUAGCGGGGCUUGGUCCUUGGUCCUUGGUCCAUCCUCUCGUCUGCCACCUCCCCCCCCCAUCAGUGUUCUUCACAAAUUUUCAGAGAGGGGCCACUUUUACCGAUAAGACAUCAGUGAGGGCCGCCACACAUUUGAAACCAUUGGGUUUGACAGCAUGAUGUGGUGUUUUCAUAUUCGUGGAGGCUGCACUAAAGGCCACCAGGGGCCACCAAUGGCCUGUGGACCUUGCAAUGAAGAACACCGCCCUAUCAGGAGGACCGCUACGAUUCACAUCUUAAUCUCAAACUAUUGUGAAUUAAGAAGCUGUUAUGAUUAGUGUAAUUGUCACCGUAUGCACUGCAUUCUUUUAUAAACUAUAUUUUUCAUGGCCUCGGAAAAGAAAAAAAGUGAAUAGCUCACUGCUCUAGUAAAGUGCCAUCGUUAUGGCCUGUUUGUUACGAUACUCCACCAUAAAAAUCUUAUUGACCAAUACAGAACAUUUCAUUCAUGGUUUGAAGAAUGUGCAAAGAAAAAACACAUCUUCACGCGACGUAUCUUGAGAAUUUGCAGCAGUAGUUCAAAAGGUCCAGACAUUUCAGUUUAGUCCUCAUAUCUGCUUAUAUUCACAAGAUUAUCGCAGCUCACAUCGAAUCAAAUCGGUAAAAUUAAGAAAAUCUGAAUGUCACACCAACACCCAGUGCGCCAUGUACAUAGCUUCACUGUUCCAUGCACAAUGGCAGAUAAUUAUUUAGUUUUGUAUUAAAUAUCAGCUAUAUUCACGUAAAAUGUUCAUGCUCUCUAAAUUCUAAGACCAGUCUAUAGGUGAAGCACCCUCUUCACUCGAGUCUGCUCCAUCACAUUUCACGAAUGUGGAUUUAGAAUAAACACACGUAAGAAUUAGCUGUUUAUACUUAUUUGUUUUUCUUUAUUAAAUGUAAACGGGUACAUUUUAAACAUGUUUACGCAAAAGUGUGUGAAAAUUGUGUUGCAUUAGAUAGAGGGAAAUUGUAAAGAACGUAACUUUGAAAGUGACAGCUUUGUGGUCAAAGGACGCAAGAAAAUGUUCCCUAUGGAGUACAAUUCACUGGGCCCCUGCAUUUUGCUGUGUAACCAGUUUUAAAAAGCCACAAUUUACCGAUUCUUAAAAUAAAACCUUAAGUAUUGACAAAAAAACACCAUUGCACAUCAUACGCAUUGUGUGCACAUCUAAGAAACUUUAUCGGAAUGCUGCCUUCAUUUUAUCAGCUCCUUUUGUUAAAAAAGGUCUGCAUUGCUUAUAACUAAAAUCUGUGCUCAGCUGUUAUCCAGUACACUUUACUGGAUAACAGCGAUGGUGCAGCUGAGCAACAGAUGUUCUGUGACAGCUGUUUUUAUGAGCAAACGUCCCUUGCUUCAAACACUUACAACACUUAUAUUCAAACACGCGCCAUGCAUUGAUAGGGACAACUACCAAUGCACGGUUGACUAUGUACGGUGUGAAAGAAGCUCGACAUAUGGACUGCAAGUACUUGAAAGAAAAUAUAAACAAAAUGUGCGGCAGAAUCUUGGCAAACGGUCAAAGCACAGUGAUGCAGGGACUGUGAAUUGCCUCUUGGAAAGACAUUUACAAAAGACCAAAUGAAUAAUCUGCAACAUCCCAUUUGUCAAGCCGAACAGUGCUUCAUACUAGAAGAAAAUAAUUUGAAAAAGUCACAAAGGAGAUCAUAAAGCAGGAGAGAUAGUGGAGAUGUAGAGUCGUGCUCUUCUGGUGUUACGUUGGAUCAUUCCCCCUAAGACGACCUGGAAAAAAACAAAGCACCAAAUCAUUACUUACAACGCUAGCAUUUUUACAUUACCUAAUUAAACAUUUUUUCAAAAGCAAGUAAAGAAAACCCCAAAUGAAUAACAUUUCUUACAGUAUAUGUUAGUGAGGUCCUCCAGUGCUGUUCAGCAGCCUGGGACUCAUUGGAAAGUGCUAAUAAAAUAAAUGGAUAAACUGCGGGGACUAGCGGCAAGUGCAAAUUUCUCAAGGAAAUCUAGUGUUGGCAUAAUGCUGAAUAAACGUAUAUGAGAAGAACUGUCUUGCAAGCUCAAGACAACCAGACUCUAUACAAUCUACACCAGAAAAAAAGCUUGGUCUGAAUGUAAUAGGUAAGCCAUCUUAUUACAUUGGUAGAAUGGACAAUAUGCAGAAAGAAGGCUGGCGGACAGACGAACGCCGACGUCCAGAACAAACACCUCUUUCGAGACCCAAACAUUGCACCUCCUGGCUUUGACAUCCCUUGAAGACACUGGUAUAACCAUCAACCACAUCCGAAUCAUCAACAGGCCGCUGCGCACAUCUCCUUCAAGAAUGGAAAGUUAAAGACAAGCCACAAUGUGACUGGCCAUGCAACCCAAACUAUUGACCAUAUAGUAAACCACUUUAGUCCGCGUAUCUUGAAUGGAAUAAUACAUUUGCACCAACUCUCUCCUGAAGCACUCUAAUGGCAACAAGAUCUCGACAUUGGCAAUUAGCUCCUGAAAAUAUUUCCAUUUGCAAUAAUAUAAUGGACCAUGACAAAAAAAAACAUUUAAUAACAUGUAGAUUGUGACGUAGGAAGAUACUGCUGUAUGUGUUGUAUAGCUAGUAACUGGUUCAGUGAUUUAAACGCUUGACCUGUGAUUUUUCUGCUUUUUUAUAUGCUAAACAUUGUAUUAUGUAAAGUGCUGUUUGCCACCAGACAAUGGUUCAUUGUAGACUGAAUCAAUUAUCUCACAUUUUUAUUACUUAAAAUUUCAAAGCAUAUUUGAGCUUUGUAGAAAGAAAAAUAAAACAUUUGGUACGCAAUGUGCGAAAGAUCUCCAUUUUACGCUAUGGUGUGAAUUAUGCAAGCGUCAAAUAUACUCGCACAAAAAUGCUAAUCAAACACAGAUGACUGCAAGUGAGCACAAUCAAGAGUGUGCUCACAUACGUGUAAGCAAAGACAAUGCUGGAUGACUUUGGAGAGCAUGUGGCUUGAAGCGGUGGUGGGACUAACACCAUGCCAUGCAACCUCUGAAAUUCCCAGCGGUGAUUUUAACCACUCCGCAUCGGGUAUCGGUUUAACGAUGAUUCAGUCUUCGUGAACACCCGCGCUCGGCGGAGUUGACCAAUGUCAAUGACUUUCAUGAAAAUGAAACCCAGAUGAUUGCAA
This is a messenger RNA of Lethenteron reissneri (Far Eastern brook lamprey), 4321 nucleotides long. RefSeq lists its product as uncharacterized. NCBI's taxonomy places the organism in Eukaryota, Metazoa, Chordata, Hyperoartia, Petromyzontiformes, Petromyzontidae. The record is from RefSeq and is a predicted model, not a curated record.